Molecule: messenger RNA, 2909 nt
Organism: Mizuhopecten yessoensis (Yesso scallop)
Lineage: Eukaryota; Metazoa; Mollusca; Bivalvia; Pectinida; Pectinidae
Product: coiled-coil domain-containing protein 138-like
Exons: 14
Coding region: 111-1772 (553 amino acids)
Source: RefSeq, a predicted model, not a curated record
UCGCGAGAAACGGCACCAAAUUCAAAAUGGCGCAUAAAAUGUCAACAAACACACAUUGACAGAAGAAAAAUAUGGUGCUUGAAGUCUGAAAGCACUACACAGAUUUCAUUAUGAGCAAUUCAAGGAGGCCAAAGCCACUUGACUUUUCUGGAGACAGUGAUAUAGACUCCACAGUAACACCUAUCAAUCCUCCAGAUGACGGUGGCCAUGGGCAGAUCAUUGAGUCAGACAGUCUCUCUGACUUCUACCUUCAUGAGGUCAAACACAAAAAGCAUAGAAAGAAAAGCCAGAACUAUGAUGCUGAUUUAUCAGACGAAGAACACCAUAGUAAAAGCAACAUGAAGGAGAUUUACAGAGAAUUACAGACUAUCAGUAAAAAGCUCAAGGAUGAGAACAAGAUCCUGUAUGAGAGAGAACAGAAGGUAAAGGAGCGAGAGAGAAUGGUGUCUAUCUCCUCGGCUAGUGUACAGACCAUCACAAACCACGCCGUCCGCCAGAGGAUACAGGCCAUAGAGGAGAAGCACAGAGCAGAGGUCGAUACAUUACAACAAGCCCUGAGAGAGAAAGGAAAGGAAAACAAACGUCUUAAAGACAACUUUGAGACUCUAAAGCAAGCAAAUGACGCACUAAAACAGGAGCUGGAAACCUUACAAGCAGAACAUGACAAGCUGGAGAAGCAGUCUGUGAGUGUCCAGUCCAGACUGACCAAUCUACAGAGAAAGCAAGAAUUCGCAGAACGACAAAAAGACUUAGCACUUGCCGUACCAAAACAGAAACUACCAAAGGAUGCAGAAGAAAAAUCUAAACCAGCAAAGCAGUCUAAGCUAGCUUUACCAGUAUACACAUUCGAUGUGAUGGGAGUGCUGUUGGACUGGAUUUCUGAUGCCCACUUGCGAUACACUGUGACUGACCAGCCAUCUCGGCCCGCUGAGCGAUACUUCUCCCCUGAGUAUGUCCAGGAGAAAGUCCUAAAGAUUUUACCGUCUUCUGUGGAUUUAUUGCGGGAGUUUCCAGGACAUAAUCUCCGUAUUAGUCUACCGUGUAUACAGUUCAUCUACUGGUCACUGGUACACAUAGAACAGGGCUCAGGCUCACAGAAGUCCAGCCUUUCCUCGACAUUACGAAGACUUGGGGAGGAGAUGUACCGUGCCAAGACUGUACGUUUCUCUGACACUGACAAAACGCUGGACAGUACACCAUUACCACUGGUCAAGCUGGACAAGAACAAGGACACCGUUUACUUCCGGAGUACAAACCUCCACGUCCGACUCCUGUCCUCCCUCAUCAUACUAAAGACUCUCAGUCAGGUUGACCUUCUAGCCCAUGUGUUUGAUGUGCUGAGGAACGACCUGAAGUCAGACAUUGCCAAGGAGCUGUAUCUGUACUACCAUGCUACCCCGGUCAUCCUGAUGUACCUUAAACCGGUCAAUAAGGCGUUCAUGGGGGCAGCCAUGGACAUAUUCUUACACAUGUCGUCGGACUCGCCUUUCCAGCAGUCCUUUCUGGAAGGAUGUAGUAACGAAACCUGGUUCAGAACCAUAGCCAUGGUCCUGCGAGCUCCCAGUCAAGAUUAUAAAGUUCUGGAAAAACUUAGCAUCAUCCUACAGAAACUCUCCAAAAUGAAGUCCAACAGGAAGUACUUUGAAGUAUACACCAUAGUGGCCAUCAUACAGGAACUGCUACGUGGCUGUGCCACAGAUCAGGCCUUCCUAGCCCUCAACCUUAAAUCCAUACUCUUCAAUCUCACAGCGGAGUGCUCCAACCAAAUCUGAGUAGGUUAUAGUCUACCUCAAAUCCAAACUCUUCAAUCAUACUGAGGAGUGCUUCAACCAGAUCUGAGUACCUCAAAUCCAUACUCUUCAAUCUUACUGCGGAGUGCUCUAACUAGAUCUGAGUGGAUUAUGAUCUACCUACAAACUGAAAUCCGUCCUAAUGAACCUUGCCACCGAACACAACAACCAGAUCUGAGUAUGUGAGCCUAAGGAGUGCUUUAUUUUACUUAAUUGCUGUGUGCUGCAGCUUUCUUCAACUUUGAAAUCUCUUCCAUUCAACCUACAAGAUAAUAAUUGAAGGCAUGCAGAUCUUUAUAAGAACAGGGCACUGCAUAUUGGUGAAUGUUUGAAUUCUAGAGCUUACCCGGUAUACAUAUUUUUGUAGACUAGAUGAUAUUGGUAGUUUCUUUUUAAGAAAAGUUGAAGUUCUCAGGUAUAUUACGUAUUUAUGUAAUGAUCGGAGGAAGUUGAUUUGAAUCCCAAGGCGUCUGAGCCUCGAGUACUUGUUUGAUAAGCUACAGAAGAGUAGCUACAUAGGAUGUGUGUGGAUUUACACAAGGUAGUGCUCAUUGUGUACGUUAUAGUUUAGUCUGUCAUCUUUUUAUUUCUCAGAUCAGAUUAAAUUUUCACCAAUCAUGAAGAAAGUGUUCAGUCAGACUAAAUUUUCACUUCGCAUGAAGAUAGUGUUUCUCUAUAUUUUAUUAUGUAGAACAAUUUUGAAGUGAAGCCCUCGGCAAAGCCACGUGCUGUACAAAUAUGUACUACGAAAAUCUUGCCCUUAGGUUGAGAUUUCUAUGUCUAUUUUACAAAGAACUGAUGGAUUCUUUUAAUCACUUAUGUAAACGGAUUGGCUUUGAUUAUUUUAGGUGUAUACAAAUUGAAGAAGAAAUUUAGAGAUAUCUAUAAUGACUUCACAUUAGAAUACAUAUACGUAAGAUUGUUACUGCUCUCACACUUACAUGUAGAUUUAGUAGAAGUAUGAGAGCUAUUUUUGUAUAUUUUGUCAUGUUAUGAUGAAACAAAUGUUUAUGACAUCAAUUACUUAUAUCAUUAAUGUUAUUUUUGAUUUUUAUGUAACUAUUUAUAAAUAUUUUUUUGGAAAUGGGCAAGAUUGGAUCAAAGCAAGAAAUAAAAUAA